AUGGCGGCGGCAGCGGGAGGCCCGGCGGGCGGCCCGGUGUGUGUGCUGGUGCUGGGCAUGGCCGGCUCCGGGAAAACCACCUUCGUUCAGUGCCUCGCCGCCCACCUGCACGGGCAGCGCUGCCCCCCCUACGUGAUCAACCUGGACCCCGCCGUGCACGACCUGCCCUUCCCCGCCAACAUCGAUAUCAGGGACACUGUGAAGUACAAAGAAGUCAUGAAACAAUAUGGGCUAGGCCCAAAUGGUGGAAUAGUGACCUCUCUCAAUCUCUUUGCUACAAGAUUUGACCAGGUGAUGAAGUUUAUUGAAAAAAGACAAAAUGCAUCCAGGUAUGUUAUUCUUGACACACCAGGGCAAAUUGAGGUGUUCACCUGGUCAGCAUCAGGAACCAUCAUAACUGAGGCCUUGGCUUCCUCUUUUCCUUCAGUUGUUGUAUAUGUGAUGGACACUUCUCGCAGUACUAACCCUAUCACUUUUAUGUCCAACAUGCUGUAUGCCUGCAGUAUCCUGUACAAGACAAAGCUACCUUUCAUUGUAGUCAUGAACAAAACUGACAUAAUUGACCACAGUUUUGCAGUGGAAUGGAUGCAGGACUUCGAGACUUUUCAGGAUGCCCUGAAUCAAGAGACUUCCUAUGUCAGUAACCUGACUCGUUCUGUGGGUUUAGUGUUGGAUGAACUUUUCAGUUCAUCAAAGUUAAGGUCUUCCUUUUUUUACUACCUCUCCUAAAAGCCUGGAGAAGAGCAGGUUCAAGGAGAACAUUUUUGCUGUGCAUAAAUGCCUGGGAGGAGGGUGUAAGGAAGGCGAGCGGCAGACUCUGUUCACUGGGGCGUGGGGAAAGGACAAGAGACAGCAGACACAAGGUGAGACACAGGAAACUAUGUUUAAAGGGAAGAGAAAAAAAUUACUUUAAUUUUACUAAUUCUGCACUGCAACAGAUGGUCCAGAGAAAUUGUGGAGUCUCCAUCCUUGGAGAUGCUUAAAACACUUUUGCUCAGGCAAAGUCGUGAGCGACCCAUUCUACCUAAUCCUGCUUUUUGAGCAGGAGAGAUUGGACUAG
Lepidothrix coronata (blue-crowned manakin) is the source of this 1060-nucleotide messenger RNA. RefSeq names its product GPN-loop GTPase 1 (gene GPN1). The transcript is spliced from 9 exons. Bases 1 to 729 code for a protein of 242 amino acids. Lineage: Eukaryota; Metazoa; Chordata; Aves; Passeriformes; Pipridae. Gene Ontology annotation, molecular function: ATP hydrolysis activity; GTPase activity. The record is from RefSeq and is a predicted model, not a curated record.